This is a messenger RNA of Brachypodium distachyon (stiff brome), 3107 nucleotides long. Its product is annotated as mannosyl-oligosaccharide glucosidase GCS1. Gene Ontology annotation, biological process: oligosaccharide metabolic process; protein N-linked glycosylation. The transcript has 22 exons. The coding region runs from base 61 to 2661 and encodes 866 amino acids. Gene Ontology annotation, cellular component: endoplasmic reticulum membrane. Gene Ontology annotation, molecular function: Glc3Man9GlcNAc2 oligosaccharide glucosidase activity. The record is from RefSeq and is a predicted model, not a curated record. NCBI's taxonomy places the organism in Eukaryota, Viridiplantae, Streptophyta, Magnoliopsida, Poales, Poaceae.
UGCAGUCUAUAGCAGAGUGACAACUGACAAGUCCACGGGGAGAUCACCGAGAUUUCUCAGAUGGCCGGAGACACCACCCGGCGUCGAGCCGCCGCUUCCACGAGCCGCGGGAGUCCCUCCUCCUCAGAACCAGAUCUUCGGGCUGCCGCCUCCGCCGCCGCCGCAGCGCGGCGUAGCGGCCGCGGCGACCAUGGGCCCCUGCGCCUCAUGGCCGUGAGCGUCCGAACCCUCCUUUUCUUAGGGAUUGCUUCCGCGGCCCUCCUCGCCGUCGCCUUCGUGGCGUAUACCGGCGGGUGGUGGGAGGAUUCGGAGUCGGAGGAGGCCGCUGCGCUGCGCAGGAUGGCGCGCUCCGUCACGCCGCUUGACGCGCCCCUGAUGAUGGAUCUGCCUCAGUUCCAAGGCGAUCACAAGGAAAGCUUAUACUGGGGUACUUACAGGCCAAAUUUAUAUCUGGGAAUUCGUGCUAGAACACCGAUGUCUCUCAUUGCUGGGUUGAUGUGGAUUGGCGUGAAAAAUGGACAGUAUUUUCUUCGUCAUGUUUGCCAAGAUUCUGAUGAGCUUAGCACGUAUGGGUGGUCAGAUCAUAAUGGUAGGGAUUAUGGACGUCAAGAGUUGGUUGACCAUGGCUUACUGUUGACCACUAGCUUCCUAAAAGUGAAAGGAGAGGGCAGUGGCUAUGGUGGAGACUGGGCAGUUCGACUGGAUGCUAACCAUGAAAGGUCAAGUCUAAGCGAAGCUGAAGAAAGCACCACACAUCUGUUCUUCUAUAUUGCCGACGAAGCAGGGAAGUCGAUCACUAUGGGCUCGCAUGAGCCUUCUUCAAGAGGUCCUCUUCUUUUGGCAUCAGGGUCACAUGAAGAUGUUGGUGAUUGGGAAGUCCACUUGAGAUCUGAGGACAAUUUGGAAAUUCACAGAUCUGGAUUCCAGUCGACUAAUAUGCAUAAUCUAAGUGACCUAGUUCAACACACCCUUGCGACUAAUGCAAUGCAAAGUGGGAACCUUAACCUGCCUGACAUGACGGAAGACUCUGCAAAUAUAAUGAUAUAUCAGGUUUCAAUAAAACUUCCUGCCAAAAUAGACAUAGUGUUCUUGUCAGGGACUGGCUCAAAAGAUCCAAUGAUUGCGGAACGUGUUAAUAGGCUAACAGGACGCACGCUGAGCACCUCCCUUGAAUCAAAACGGAAGGAUUUUGAAGAGAGAUAUGAUCAAAUUUUUAAUGUAAAUAAUAAGAUCGUUUCCAAAGAACUAUCUGUUGGUAGAUCUGCCUUAUCAAGUCUUCUUGGAGGUAUUGGCUACUUCUAUGGGCAGUCAAAAAUUGCACUUCCAAAAGGUUUUUCACAAAAAAAUGGGGAUAAAUAUAUUCCAUAUUGGCCCGCUGCGCUAUAUACAGCUGUGCCAAGUCGUUCUUUCUUCCCUAGGGGAUUCCUGUGGGAUGAGGGCUUCCACCAGUUAGUCAUUUGGCGUUGGGAUGCGCAUAUAUCCAUGGAUAUAAUUGGUCAUUGGUUAGAUCUAAUUAACGCAGAUGGGUGGAUUCCUCGAGAGCAAAUAUUAGGAGCUGAAGCUUUAAGUAAGGUUCCUGAGGAGUUUGUUCUGCAGUACCCUUCCAAUGGAAACCCUCCGACCUUAUUUCUUGCGCUACGUGACUUGGCGAGUGGCAUACAUGCACACCAGUUUUCAGAUGAGGAAGCUGAAAAGAUAUCCACUUUCCUUAAAACGGCUUAUGUACGGCUGAAUUCUUGGUUUCAGUGGUUCAACAGUACACAAUCAGGGAAAUAUGAAGGAGCCUUUUUUUGGCAUGGAAGAGACAACAUGACAACAAAAGAAUUAAACCCAAAGACUUUGACAUCUGGGUUGGAUGACUAUCCUCGUGCAUCUCACCCCAAUGAUGAAGAACGCCAUGUUGACCUCCGCUGUUGGAUGCUUCUAGCUACAAAUUGUAUGAGCUCAAUUGCAGAGUUUCUUAAAAUGGAUAGCUCUCUUGAGAAGGAUUACAAUAAGAUGUUGGAUCAACUUUCAGAUUUUGGGACACUCAACAAGAUGCACUUGGAUGAGAAAAUCGGUGCCUAUUUUGACUAUGGUAACCAUACAGAAAAGGUUCGAUUGAGAUGGUAUGAAGUGAACAACAAGGGUGUUAUGAGACGUGAACUCUUGAGAGAGACAUUACAACCCCCUCAGAUGCAAUUAGUACCUCAUGUUGGUUAUGUAAGCCUUUUCCCAUUUAUGAUGGGGGCUAUUCCACCUGAAUCAUGGGUUCUUGAGAAACAGCUCGACCUUAUAUCUAACAGUUCUAUCUUAUGGACGGAUUAUGGCCUUCGGUCCCUUUCUAGAACAAGUUCAAUAUAUAUGAAGCGUAAUACGGAGCAUGACGCCCCGUACUGGAGAGGUGCUAUUUGGAUAAACAUGAACUACAUGAUUCUUUCAGCACUCCAUCACUAUGCACACGAGGACGGCCCGUACAUGAGCAGGGCAGGGCAAUUGUAUGGUGAUCUAAGAUCAAACCUGAUCCGGAACAUCGUGCAGAAUUACCAUGAAACUGGGUUCUUCUGGGAGAACUAUGACCAGAAGAACAAAGGGAAGGGAAAGGGUGCAAGGUCGUUUACAGGAUGGACUUCACUUGUUGUUCUGAUCAUGUCCGAGUCCUACCCAUCAUUGCACAGGUGAGAUACAGUAUAUGCCAAGCAGCCACACAGAAGAUAUCGAUCCCAAUUGGAAUGGAAGGCCUUGGCCAUUGUUGAGCCUUGUUUUGGCCGAGAUACAGUGGGAAGACUGGGCCAUAGCGUUGCUGGUUCAAUCAGUCUUUGGACAAUAACUCCUUACAUCUGGGCUUCGAAAUGCCAUGAGAUGUAUAAGCAUCUAGAAAAGUAGAGAAAUUGAUACAACCGAUUAUGCUUGUGAUCUGUCAAGGAGCAAUGACACGGUGCGCACAGUACCAUUUACUAAGAGCAGGCAAAAUCUGGCUCCGAAGUUCCAAUCAUGGCCUGAUCUACACCUGCAACCGGAGGAAAUUGCAUAAAUCACCCAUCAUUGGACAUGUUGCGCAAAAAAACCAUUAUUUGUCUUUUUUUUCCUGCAAAACACUUAGUAUCAGUCUAAUAUGUUGCACAUAA